Messenger RNA from Sorex araneus (European shrew), 4893 nucleotides. RefSeq names its product ADAM metallopeptidase with thrombospondin type 1 motif 17 (gene ADAMTS17). Gene Ontology annotation, molecular function: metalloendopeptidase activity. NCBI's taxonomy places the organism in Eukaryota, Metazoa, Chordata, Mammalia, Eulipotyphla, Soricidae. The transcript is spliced from 23 exons. Gene Ontology annotation, biological process: proteolysis; extracellular matrix organization. The record is from RefSeq and is a predicted model, not a curated record. Gene Ontology annotation, cellular component: extracellular matrix. Bases 1 to 3237 code for a protein of 1078 amino acids.
AUGCGCGGCGGCGCCCUGCUGCUGCUGCUGCUGGUGGUGCUGCCGCGGAGGCUGCGCGCCCGGCGCCCCCGCGCGCCCCCGGCCGGCCCCCGCGUGCGCCCCGGCGAGCGCGCGCUGCUCCUGCACCUGCCGGCCUUCGGGCGCGACCUGUACCUGCAGCUGCGCCGCGACCUGCGCUUCCUGUCCCGCGGCUUCCAGGUGGAGGAGGCGGGCGCGGGGGGCCGCCGCGGGCGCCCGACCGCGCUGUGCUUCUACUCGGGCCGCGUGCUCGGCCACCCCGGCUCGCUGGUCUCGCUCAGCGCCUGCGGCGCCGCCGGCGGCCUGGUGGGCCUCAUCCAGCUGGGGCAGGAGCAGGUGCUCAUCCAGCCCCUCAACGGCUCCCGGGGCUCCCCCCACAGCGGCGAGCAUCUGAUCCGACGCCGAUGGUCCUGGCUGUCCAGCCCGUCCGCCGAGGCCGGGGCAUCCGGGCGGCUCUGCCAGGUGCUCACAGAGGAGCCGGGCCGGGCCGGGCCCCCGCAGGACGGGCGGGAGCGCAGGAACGCCAUCCGACUGCCCAGCGAGCGCGCCGUGGAGACGCUGGUGGUGGCCGACGCCGACAUGGUGCGCUACCACGGCGCCGAGGCCGCCCAGCGCUUCCUGCUCACCGUCAUGAACAUGGUUUACAACAUGUUCCAGCACCAGAGCCUCGGGGUCAGGGUCAGCAUCCGUGUCACCAAGCUUGUCCUGCUGCAGGAGCGCCCCGCCAGGCUGUCCAUCGGGCACCACGGGGAGCGGUCGCUGGACAGCUUCUGCCAGUGGCAGAACGAGGAGUACGGGCGCGCCCGCUACCUGGGCACCAACCAGGUUCCCGGGGGCAGGGACGACGCGCCCCCCGUGGACUCGGCCGUGUUCGUGACCAGGACUGAUUUCUGCGUCCACAAGGACGAGCCCUGUGACACCGUGGGCAUCGCCUACCUGGGAGGGGCGUGCAGCGCCAAGCGGAAGUGUGUGCUGGCCGAGGACAACGGGCUCAACCUGGCCUUCACCAUCGCCCACGAGCUGGGACACAACCUGGGCAUGAAUCACGAUGAUGACCACGCAUCCUGCGCCGGCCGGUCCCACAUCAUGUCGGGAGAGUGGGUGAAAGGGCGGAGCCCCAGCGACCUGUCCUGGUCGCCCUGCAGCCGAGAGGACCUCGAGAACUUCCUCAAGUCGAAAACCAGCACCUGCCUGCUGGUGACGGACCCCAGGAGCCAGCACGCGCUGCACCUGCCCUCCAAGCUCCCGGGCAUGCACUACAGUGCCAACGAGCAGUGCCAGAUCCUGUUUGGCACCAACGCCACCUUCUGCAAGAACAUGGAGCAGCAUUUGAUGUGUGCGGGGCUGUGGUGUCUGGUGGAAGGGGACACCUCCUGCAAGACCAAGCUGGACCCUCCGCUGGACGGCACAGAGUGUGGGGCAGACAAGUGGUGCCGCGCAGGCGCGUGUGUGAGCAAGGCGCCCAUCCCCGACCACGUGGACGGAGACUGGAGCCCGUGGGGUGCCUGGAGCAUGUGCAGCCGCACGUGUGGCACGGGCGCACGCUUCCGGCAGAGGAAAUGCGACAACCCCCCCCCGGGGCCCCGAGGCCUGCCCUGCCGGGGCGCCAGCGUGCAGCACGGGGUCUGCGAGCGCCCACCCUGCCCGCCCGGCCUGCCCAGCUUCCGGGACCAGCAGUGCCAGACGCAGGACCGGCUGAGCGGCAGCACCGAGAGCCUGCUGACCGCUGUGGUGGUGGACGAGAAGCCCUGCGCACUCUACUGCUCUCCGCUGGGCAAGGAGGCGCCUGUGCUGAUGGCCGAGCGCGUCCUGGACGGGACACCGUGCGGCCCCUACGAGACCGACCUCUGCGUGCACGGCCGCUGCCAGAAAAUCGGCUGUGACGGCAUCAUCGGGUCUGCGGCCAAGGAGGACCGGUGUGGGGUGUGUGACGGGGACGGCGGGCUCUGCCGCGUGGUCAAGGGCCAUUUUCGACACCCUCGGGGCACAGGUUACAUCGAGGCCGCCGUCAUCCCUGCAGGCGCCCGGAGAAUCCGCGUGGUGGAGGACAAGCCCGCCCACAGCUUUCUGGCUCUCAGGGACUCCAGUAAGAGAUCCAUCAACAGCGACUGGAAGAUCGCGCUGCCCGGCGAGUUCCAGAUCGCGGGCACCACCGUCCGCUACGUCAGGAGGGGCCUGUGGGAGAAGAUCUCUGCCAAGGGGCCCACCGAGACGCCGCUGCACUUGAUGGUGCUGUUGUUCCACGAUCAGAAUUACGGGAUCCACUACGAAUACACCAUCCCAGUCAACUCCACGGCUGACCACCCUCAGGGCGGGCCCGAGAAGCCCCCGGACUCCUUGUUCCUCUGGACGCACAGCGGCUGGGGAGGCUGCAGCGUGCAGUGCGGCGGGGGGGAGCGCAGAACCAUCGUGUCCUGCAUGCGCGUGGUGAACAAGACCACGACGCCCGCCAAUGACAGCGACUGUCCCCAGGCAACCCGGCCCGAGCCCCAGGUCCGGAGGUGCAAUGCUCACCCUUGCCAGUCCCGGUGGGCAGCAGGCCCGUGGAGCCCCUGCUCACCGCCCUGUGAGAAGGGCACCCAGCACCGCCAGGUGACCUGCGUGUACCAGCUACAGAAUGGGACCCACGUUCCCACCCGGCCACUCUACUGCCAGGGCCCCCGGCCGGCCGCCGUGCAGAGCUGCGAGGGCCAGGACUGCCUGUCCGUCUGGGAGGCCUCGGAGUGGUCGCAGUGUUCCAGCCGCUGCGGCACGGGCACCCAGAGGCGGACGGUGACCUGCGCCAACUCACAGGGCAGGUGUGACCCUGCCGCGCGGCCGCAGGCCGAGGAGGCAUGCGAGGACCACUCCGGCUGCUACGAGUGGAAAACUGGGGACUGGGCCAGGUGCUCGUCCAGCUGCGGGAAGGGGCUGCAGUCCCGCGUGGUCCAGUGCAUGCACCGGGUCACCGGCCGCCACGGCAGCGAGUGCCCUGCGCUGUCCAAGCCCGUGGCCUACCGGCAGUGCCAGCAGGACGCCUGCCCGCACAAGGCCAGCGGCAACACCAUCACCUCCCCGCGCUUGGCCGCCCUGACCUACAAGUGUGCCCGAGACCAGUGGACGGUUUACUGCCGGGUCAUCCGCGAGAAGGGGCUGUGCCAGGACAUGCGGUGGUACCAGCGCUGCUGCCAGACCUGCCGGGACUUCUACGCCACCCAGCUGCCCCCGCCCCGCGCCUGACCCCGCCCUGCGCCCGGGACCCGCACCACCCGCCUCCCUGAGCACACGGCCCCCCGCCCCCACCAGCCUUCCCCCAUCACCUAGAAGGGGAUGUGGCUUCCAGCCUGAAGCCAAGCGAGGGCCGCAGACCCUGGCCACCGCCCCGAGUCCAUCCGUGACCUUCCGUGGGUGGCCAGGAGCGGGGGACACCGGUGCAGGGCUCCGUGGGGACCCUCGGAUUCUGGUGCUGUGUGUCCCGUGGCGGGAAUUGGGCCCCCCACCAAGGAGACGCGAGCGUUCGAGAAGGGUUUGUUCUGAGAGCCGGGACGGCCUCUGCCCCCUCUCUGACAGCUGGCAUCCAUGGCCACGUGGGGAGAAUGUUCCAGAAGGGCUGGGGCCGGCCGCCUCUGCCGCCCUCCCCUCAGGAGCCGAAUGGGAGGGUUCUGGUGCUCUGUGCCCCGGUGCUAGACCCGGUGUCGGCUGACCCCCGGCCAGAGGGUGCUGAGGGGCCUGUGUCCGGUGCGGGCAGGUCCCCCCACCUCCAGAGCUCUCGGCCAACCGGACUCAAGAAGCUGUCCGCGCUGGGAGCUGGGCGGUUCUUAGGGCUCAGCGUGCGGGGGGCAGCCCGGGGCCCCCACUGCCCGGGCUCACGGCCAGUCACUGUCCACCUCCUCAUGGAGGGACUCAGAACCCUACUUCAGGGAGGGCCUCUGCGUGGCCGGAGGGCCCCUGUGGAGGGGCUGGGGUGGGGGUCGAUGGUGCUAGGUCGACUGUGAGAAGGCCCCCACCCCACCCCCCACGGUCCUGGUGCUAAUAGUGUGUGUGUGUGUGUGUGUGUGUGUGUGCGCUUGUGUAUGCGCGCGCAUGUGUGUGCGCGUGCUGGGGGGCGGCAGGAAAGGGGGCAGGGGCCACGUUCCACCUCCUCGGUGCUGAGUCCAUCUCCUGGGCAGCUUCCGCUUUGACAGGCCUGCGGGCAGAGUGAAGAAGCCACAUGCCCACCUCCCCCAAACCUUUCGGUGCUUCGAGGCUAGGACAGGGCCCCCCUCCUGGCCAGGCCACCUGCACCUCCCCCCAGCAUGGCAGAAGGCGCGCGGGGGCCGGGCAGCCGCAUGUCCUGGUGCCCCCAACGUCCCCACCCAGCUGUGCCACAAGACACCCCGAGCCUGGUGGGGGGGGGCGGGCGGGAGGUGCUCCACCUCCCUUUGGUGCUCUCUCUGCUGCCUGACUCACCAGCCCAUCCCCCGAGCAGGUCAGGUCGGACUUGGUGGCCCCGAUGCCCACGCUGGCCUCGUGGCAAAUACUGACCCUCUGGGUUGGCCCAGAAGCUCCACCCCCACCCCACCCCCACCCCCCACCCCAUCAGCUCCAGCCCUGUCCCCUUGGGGAUGCGUCCCUGAGCCGGACGCUCUCAUGGUGCUAUUUCAUUGGUGCGACUCUGGGGAGAGACGGCAAAGGCCCCCGACCCCUCCGGCGCUGCUGUUGGCCCUUGGAGCACUGUACUCACCCCCCACCCGUUAGCUCGCCUCGCCCACUGUUCCACGGUGUUUCCCAAUCUGCUUUAGUCGGUGACGGUUUGGGAAGACAAGGGAAAGACAGGACAGCCCCCAGCCCUUGCUGGGCACCCCCUCUGGAGACGGGAACCGCCUGAUUCCGUUGGAAGCGCGUUUGAAGUGUUGA